AGCCGCCUUUGUUCGUUGGCAGUCGCGUUAAGAAUUCGUCUGAUUUUGGAACAUGUCUCUAUUCAAGUGGUUGAUGAGCUUGAUCUUGCUCUGGGUGAAAUUAGAGUGUUCUGAAGCAGCCUUGUCAUCAGAUCCCUUGGUUGUUGAUAUCCCAAAUGGAAAACUGCGUGGAAGGGACAACGGCCACUACUACAGCUACGAAUCGGUUCCCUAUGCUGAACCCCCAAUCGGGGAACUUCGAUUUGAAGCUCCUCAACCGUAUAGUAAACAGUGGGCGGAUGUUUUCAACGUAACGCAGCCACCAGUAGCCUGCCUACAAUGGAACCAGUUCAGUGAAGAAAAGCUCCAGGGGGCGGAGGAUUGCUUGACAGUGAGCGUCUAUAAGCCAAAGAAUACGACUCGGAGCAGCUACCCUGUGGUGGUGCUCCUGCAUGGUGGUGCCUUUAUGUUCGGUGGAGCAGCGUCAAAUGGACACGAGUACAUUAUGCGCGAGGGCAGACUGAUGUUGGUUAAAAUAAGCUAUCGCGUUGGGCCUUUGGGCUUUGCCAGCAGCGGGGAUAAGGAUUUGCCCGGAAACUAUGGACUGAAAGAUCAACGUCUGGCUCUUCGAUGGAUUAAGGAAAACAUAGCCAGUUUCGGAGGAAUGUCGGAUAAUAUUGUGCUCAUUGGUCAUUCUGCAGGCGGAGCUUCCACUCACUUGCAGCUCCUGCAUGAGGACUUUAGCCAGUUGGCCAGGGCAGCCAUAUCGGUGAGCGGAAAUGCACUAGACCCUUGGGUUGUCCAGCAGGGAGGACGAAGACGAGCCUUUGAACUGGGACGCAUUGUUGGAUGUGGCCAACCAACCGACUCUGUGGAACUAAAGAAAUGUUUAAAGUCCAAACCGGCCAGGGAAAUAGUUUCCGCCGUUCGUAGCUUUCUCGUGUUUUCAUACGUGCCCUUUACGCCUUUCGGACCUGUUGUGGAGCCAGCAGAUGCUCCAGAUGCCUUUCUCACCCAAGAUCCCAGAGAUGUGAUCAAUAGCGGAAAGUUUUCACAAGUCCCUUGGGUUGUGACUUACACCACUGAAGAUGGUGGCUAUAAUGCGGCUUUACUGUUGGAAGAAAACAAGACGACCGGAGAGACAUGGAUAGAAACACUAAACAAUCGCUGGUUCGACUGGGCUCCCUACUUACUAUUCUACCGAGACUCAAAGAAGACUAUUAAGGAUAUGGACGUGUUCUCUAGGGAUCUGAGGCAGAAGUAUCUGGGAGAUCGGCGAUUUAGUGUGGAGAGCUAUUGGGACUUGCAGCGGAUGUUCACCGACAUUCUUUUCAAGAAUAGCGUGCCAGAAGCAAUAGAUCUUCACCGGAAACGUGGUCAGAGUCCCGUCUAUUCGUUUGUCUACGACAAUCCAGCUGUUUCUGGAGUGGGUCAGGUGCUUUCCAAUCGCACUGAUGUAUUUUUUGGUACUGUCCACGGGGAUGAUUUCUUCUUGAUUUUUAACGUUGGUGCACUAAGGAAAGCAAUUCGUCUUGAUGAAGAAAUCAUUUCAAGAAAGUUCAUAAAGAUGAUAGAGGAUUUUGCACUUAGCGAAAAGGGUAUUUUAACGUUUGGAGAAUGUAAUUUCCAAAAUAAUGUGAACAGCAGCGAAUAUCAAGUGCUCCGAAUAACAGGAAACGGUUGUAUGAAUGAGCACUAUGAUCAGUUUCUCUGAGAAAUUUAAAUAUAAGUUGAGUAAAAUGUAUGU
Molecule: messenger RNA, 1726 nt
Organism: Drosophila gunungcola (fruit fly)
Lineage: Eukaryota; Metazoa; Arthropoda; Insecta; Diptera; Drosophilidae
Product: esterase P-like
Exons: 2
Coding region: 53-1693 (546 amino acids)
Source: RefSeq, a predicted model, not a curated record